Lodderomyces oxycetoniae is the source of this 657-nucleotide messenger RNA. RefSeq names its product Rct1p (gene RCT1). Gene Ontology annotation, cellular component: outer membrane. Bases 1 to 657 code for a protein of 218 amino acids. NCBI's taxonomy places the organism in Eukaryota, Fungi, Ascomycota, Pichiomycetes, Serinales, Debaryomycetaceae. The transcript has a single exon. The record is from RefSeq and is a predicted model, not a curated record.
AUGUCAGCAACCGAAUUUUAUUCAUCUGGUGACCAGUCCAAAUAUGAUCCAAAACCAUUGGAGUCCCAUCAUGAGAAUCAAGGGAAUGUAAAUGAUGCAGAACAACAGGAUAAAGGUCUUUUUUCAACUAUUGCCGGUGGUGUUGCUGGUGGUUAUGGUGGUCAUAAGUUAGGAGGACAAGAUCAUGGAAAAUUAGGUGCAUUUUUGGGUGCAAUUGGUGGUGCUUGGGGUGCAAACAAAUUGGAAAAUGAGUAUAAAGAUCAUAAGCAACAACAACAACAACAACAGUAUUAUGGAGGAGGAUAUCACAAUUACGGUGGAAAUUAUGGAGGGCGAGGAAUCAAUGCUAAACCGGGUGAUGGUAAGCACAAUGCAGCACCACCUCCUCCUCCUCCACCUGCACCACCAGGAAAUCCAAGACGCGGACAUGGGCCAGGAAUCAAUGCUAAACCGGGUGAUGGUAAGCACUAUGCAGCACCACCACCACCACCUCCACCUGCACCACCAGGAAAUCCAAGACGCGGACAUGGGCCAGGAUCAGGACACGGGCCAGGAUAUGGACACGAACCAGGUCACGAACCAGGACAUGGUGGACCCGGAUACGGUGGACCCGGAUACGGUGGACCACCAGGAUAUGGUGGACCAGGUAGACGUUGA